UUCACGGACAAUUUUUUUUUUGAAAACAAAAAUACUUGUAAACAAAUCCAUUUUUUUUUCUUAACAAAAAAAAGAGGUAAUUAUGGGUCUUCCUAUGUACGUUUCGCCAUCUAUAUCAAAGAGACAGCUUCCGUCAAAACAACCGACGUCACCGCCGUAUACACCUCAAGCCGAAGAGAGCUUUGACGAAACUUUUCAAAAUGCUAGAACAAGCGUUUUUGAUAUACCAGAAUCUCAAACAGAAUCAACACAAAGAAGUCAAAGGUCAAGAAGGUCAUCUUCAUUACCUUAUACCUUAGUUCAACAACAUAUACAUAGACUUCAUCAACUUCAUCAACUUCAUCGUACAAGAGAACAACAACAUAUUUCAACAAAUUUGGCCUCAAGGCGUGGAUUAAAUUCUGCUCACCAUUUAAGUCUUAAUCAUCGUACACAGAUACAACAAUUACAACAAAUGCAAGCUGCUGCACAAGCAAGACGUGAAAGUAAUUUUGAUAAUUCUAGGAAUUUUAGGGAAGAAAGAUCAGAUGAUUCUCAUGAUGAAAUGCUUGAUUUAUCUUUUGAUGAUAUCGUUUCUUCAUUAGAUAAUAAUAAUUAUAAUUUUGGUGACAUUCAAAGGAAUAAUGAUGAUAAUAAUAAUAAUACUAAUAGUAGUAAUAGUAGUAGUAGUAAUAAUAAUAGUAGUAGUAAUAAUAAUAAUAAUAUUAAUAAUAAUAUUAAUAAUAAUAAUAAUAAUGACAAUAAUAGUAAUAACUCACAUCAUCAUCAUCGUUCUUCAAGUUCUUCAAGUUCUCCAAAUGUUGCGUUAGAUAAUGUUAUAAGGAGAGUAAAUUUAUUAAGACAAAUUUCUCAACAACAAGAAAUGAGAAGUAUGAGGUCUUCAUCUAGACAUCAUAGAUCAUCAACAGGACAUUCUUCUGGAAGAUCAUCAAGAAUGACUUCACAAAAUACAAAUGUAGAUCGAAGAAGGGAUGAUUUAAUUCAACGUGGAAUUGAUAUGCCCUCAUCACGUCAUCAUCAAAUCCCUGAUUCAAAUUUAUUAUAUGAACAUAGUGUACCAUUUCCUCCCAUGCAAAGACUUUCAGCAUGGCAUACUCGUAGGGGAGUUAAUUGGUCAGCUGUUGAUCCACCUCCCGUUCAGAGAACGGAACGAAGAUCAUCAUUCACUGACGAUUUUUAUUCAGAAAUUCCUCAUCAAUAUGAUUCAGAUGACCAUCAUCUUUCUCGUAUAAUAUCACCAAUACCUAGGAGGUAUGAUUCUAGAUUUCCUGCUACUUUAUCAUCUUUACCUAUUGGAAAUGAUCAUGGAUUAUUAUUAGAAUCUGAUAAUAAUAAUAAUAAUAGUAAUAAUAGGACAAGUAACAAUGAUUCAAUCGGGACAGAACCAAGAGGUUCAGCAUCAGGAGAAGUUUGUUAGUUUAAUUAUAAAUGUUUGACCGAUUUUCAAAACUCACAAGAUUUAUAAUAACAAAUAUGCAAAGUCAUUUAUUUCUUGACACAAAAAAUUUACAUUUUUUAUAAUAUAUUUUACACUGAUAUAAUAUAAAUAAUCAAAUAAUUCAUUUUUAUCCUUUAUGAUGUUAUAAAGGAUAAAAAUAACAAAAAUUGGUGGGAUGGAUGGGGUCAUAUUAAAAUUUAUCAAACUGUAUUAAAAUUGUACAACAAUUCGUAAAAAAAACCAAAAAAAUCAUUCUCAUUUAUUUUUUCCUCAAUUGUAUUUUUCUUUCGAAAUUUUUUUUUUCUUCAAGUUAGCUUUAUUAAUAAUA
Messenger RNA from Rhizophagus irregularis DAOM 181602=DAOM 197198, 1766 nucleotides. RefSeq lists its product as uncharacterized. The record is from RefSeq and is a predicted model, not a curated record. NCBI's taxonomy places the organism in Eukaryota, Fungi, Glomeromycota, Glomeromycetes, Glomerales, Glomeraceae.